Messenger RNA from Trichoderma atroviride IMI 206040, 816 nucleotides. RefSeq lists its product as uncharacterized. The record is from RefSeq and is a predicted model, not a curated record. NCBI's taxonomy places the organism in Eukaryota, Fungi, Ascomycota, Sordariomycetes, Hypocreales, Hypocreaceae.
AUGUCUGAUGCAGACGACUACGUGUUUGGAAGGGAAUAUUCAGAAGGCUUGAGACUGGAAACUCAACAUCUCCUUUUCAAUAUCCAUAAUGGGUAUACAAUCGACCCUAAGAUUCCAAUCACUCCUGAAAUGAAGAUUGCCGAUAUGGGUACAGGUACCGGUAUAUGGCUGCUGGACAUCUCUCGGCAAGUCCCUUCGACAGUACAGCUGGAUGCGUUCGACAUAUCAGACAAACAGUUCCCCCACAAGGACAGCAGGCCCGAUAACAUGAGUUUUCGGACUCUCGAUGCUUUUUCUCAAGUUCCUGAUGAACUGAUUGGAAAAUAUGAUGUAGUUCAUCUGAGACUUUGGUGUUGUAUAGUGCGAGAUUGCAAGACAGCUGCCCUUAUUCAUCACGCUACACGGCUCUUGAAGCCGGGGGGGUAUUUGCAGUGGGAUGAAGCAGACCUUGGCAAUAUGCACAUCAAAGGUGCCGAAGCCGAAGCAGUUGCUGCCCUUCAACGCACCGUCCAAGGAAUCACGCAUUUUGACUACUCGUGGAUACGAGAUCUUCCGAAUCGCUCCAAGGAGGCUGGUCUGGAAGUCUUGAAGUUUGAAACAGAACCAUUUUCUAAAAGCUGCAUAUCAAUCGUUACUAGGGCAUGCAUAAUGGCUUACGUUCCAGGUAUGAAAUCUCUGUAUCAAUCUGGUGACGCAGCUCUACCUCCCCGUGAAGAGGCUGAAGCUUCGUUGGAUGCGUUAAUCAAGGCACUUCCACAUGGCGCUGUAUACCAUUGGACGCCGGCUAGCCUACUAGCCCGAAAGCCAGUUGCAUAA